AUGGCUGAAUCCGUGUCCGCCGCAGAGGAGAUUAUCGCCAACCGCGCGUUCUUCUUUAUCGACGACUGUGCAAACUUCGCAGAAGCGACACUAAUAUUCUAUGAGUAUUGCAUCACAAUCGACAACGAGAUUAGGCUCAUAUGGCAGCGCAAGAUCUCGGGCGCGAGCGUGCUGUUCUUCCUCAACCGCUACAUCAUGAUCUUCGAUAAUGCGAUCACGGUUGGGUCGUACUGGCCGAUUAGCAACCUCUCAUGUGUGGUUCUCGGCUGGUUCGCGAUCGUGUUCAACCUGCUUCCAUACUUCAUCUGGAACGCUUUCUCGACAUUGCGCGUGUACGCGCUUUGCGGGCGCGACUGGCGCAUCGCCGCGCUCGUCUGCCUGCUUAUGACUGGGCCCAUUAUCGCUAAUGCGUACAACAUCCCGACGCAGACACCAGUCAACCUGCCGGAGCCGUACAACUGCGAGGUCAACAACGCUGUAACGGUUGCGCUGCACACAAAGAUAUCGCUGAUUGCAGGUGACGCGCUCGUGCUCGCCGUGACGUGGUGGAAGACGUACCGGCUGAAGAAGGCGGCGGACGCGGCGCACAUGAAGACGUCUAUCGUCGAGCUUCUCCUUCGCGAUGGCACGAUCUACUUCGGGACGAUGCUCGUCUUGAACGUUCUUCAUAUAAUCAUUAACUUUGUCGAGCAAGUCUCCUUCAUGGGCGACAUCGCCGACGUCCUCACUUCGAUCCUCGUCUCGCGCUUCCUCAUGAACCUGCGCGCGCUCGACGCCCAACAGACUGGACAGACCUCCACGAACGACGCGCCCGGGACGUGGCACGCCGUCCCAGGCGCGGGGGGCCACUCCGCGGGCGGUGGCUCGAUCGUGUUCGCGAGCACCGCGAGCCGCUUCGUGGAGUCGCUGGGUGGGCCGCUCGAGCAUUCGAUGCGUGCGCCAUCCGAGCCGGAGACUUCAUAUGAGGACGAGGACCGGGAGAGCGAGCUCGUGCACGAGGGAAAAGAGGAGGGGUCUCUGGCGGAAAAGGGAAGAAGUGCUUUCUAG
This is a messenger RNA of Trametes versicolor FP-101664 SS1, 1047 nucleotides long. RefSeq lists its product as uncharacterized. The record is from RefSeq and is a predicted model, not a curated record. The coding region runs from base 1 to 1047 and encodes 348 amino acids. The transcript is spliced from 12 exons. NCBI's taxonomy places the organism in Eukaryota, Fungi, Basidiomycota, Agaricomycetes, Polyporales, Polyporaceae.